GGUGACAAGCGCGCGAGUGGCACGUUUCUCUCUAUCUCUCUCUCUUUCUCUCUCUCUUUCUCUCUAUACGUGGAACGCUCGCUGCGAAGUUCCGCUCGUCCGCACGGCACGCGCGUGUCCAAGAUGAGGUGUGCGCGAGUGUCUCGCUCGGUGACGCGCCACGGCUACACGUCGCAGUCGGCGGACGCGCUGCACCGUCGCAAGUAAUAAGCCACAGGUGGUCAUGCGGCUUCCUCGCUCAUCCUCGGGGAGUCGGCAAGCUCCUCCCGGUGCGCAGCAGUAGGCGCGAGGCAGAUCUCGAGGCAGCGGCGAAUUCGGCAACGAGGGGCAUCGAGCGGCGGCGGCGGCGGCGGCGGUGACAGCGGCUCGUCUGGCCUGCGCACUAAAAGAUCGCACGAUGAGCGUGCGAAUGAAGCUGAAAUUCUCGUCGCCGGCGGCCGACGAGCACGACCGGACCUUCGUCGCGUCGCCGUCGACGACGUCGUCGCGGCGCGAGAGCGACGACUCCUUCGAAGAGCGCAAGCAAGCCUUCAUGCAGGACGAGGAGCUCAUGAGGCAGGCCAGCGACUUUGUCAGCGAGCUCAUCGAGACGGCCACCGCCGAGGCUGCCAAGAGGGCCGAACAGGAGGCCAAAACCGGAGCAAACGAUGAAGGUCAAAAAUUCCGCGGCAGCCAGACGCUGGCGGGUUGGAACAACCGUGCGCGUGGCUUCUGCAAUCGCGUAUGGAACGCGGUGUUGCCUUGCUUCCAGAACAAUGAGAUACUCGCCUGGGCGCAGCCACUACGCCACCGCUUUACUCGGCCCUAAAGUGUCGUCGCCGCAGCGUGCGUACGUGUUGAGUAUGCUUUAUUAACAAUGAAAGACAGACACGUCGACGGACGAAACGAGAUUAACCGAGGAACUUGACAAGAUGCAGUGUGUGUGACGUUCCUACGACUGUUGCGCAAUAUAACAUCCUACCGUUUAGAUGUCGUCGCCAAAACAUUUCUUUGGGCCGUUUGGUGUGUCAACAAUGGUCAGAAAUGAGAGAUCCACUUUCUCCAGCCCCUUUGUUUCUCGAAUCCAAAUGAUGUGUGCGAGCGUGCAAUAAGAACUAGAUAAUUCCAUCAGGUGACCCAAUUUUUCCUCGCCUUGCGCGCACACGCGCGACUCGGCAACAAAUAAAUAGCACUCGCAAACAAUAGCCGUCAAUGUUCCAUCCUCCAAUUCUAGCGACCCGAGAUCAAAAACUUGCCUGUAUACCUAAGCUUUACUAUAAGCCGAAAGUCGAUAGAAAUCAAAGUAAUAAACAAUCGAAAGGAAGAGAAAGUGAGCGAGCGACCGUCAGUGUACAUAUAGAGGAUAUCGAUUUCGCUAAUACACACACACACACACACACACACACACACACACACACACACACACACACACACACACACACAGAAUUGCUACAUAAGGGGCCAUGCACCUUUGACUCUCUUUCCUAAUACGGUUUAUAGGUUUCGGCGGGACACACACACACACACACACACACAUAGACAGAGAGGGGAGCUGGCUAUUAUUCUUUCAAUUCACGACGUCUCUUCCUUGGCCGGCCCCUGUUCUUAUAUACUUUGUAUACGUAUCCUCGGGGUAGCUGCAGCAGCAGCGCAGCACGCGAGACUAUACACGCGUUUUAAUAAGCCUCUCGCCGCCGGAGAGAGAAAAUCAAUAAUUUCUACCUGGCUUUUCGCGAUGUGCAGCGCGCGACCACUUUCCGUAUGCUCGUUGUCGACGUCUCUCGAGAAUCGGCGCUUCUUCCAGCUGCAAUUUGUGUGUAUAUGUGUGCGUGUCUUUUUUUUUUUUUAUUCAAUCGACUAGCGAAAUUUGUUAGAAAACUUACGCGGACACGGCCGAAUGGACGUUCCCUUCUGGUUCUAGUCAGCGAAAGUUUUACGGAUCGCAAUGAGGAAAGUUUCGGUGCUUUUGAUUACACGACGAUGGAAAACUUUUCCUUUGUUAUCGAAGCAUAAACUGAAUUAUUUUGUUUUCGAAAUACCGAAGCUCAUAUUUUUUUCUACGACAAUGCCCAUGGUUUCGCAGUGCUGUCAUUAUCGCAACAAUAUUCUUUUUAUUCCGAAUUAAACGAGUGGCGUGAACAGAUCGAUCGGAAUAAGUAUGCAAUGGGAACUCGACAAUGAUCUCACAAGUAGGCUGUAUACUUGGCUGUAUACCAGCAACUACGAUGUUCAGGUGGUCUUGCAAUACCACUCUGUUUCUUUGCCAUGUUAUACUCGUUGGUUUUAGAUGUGUACAAACGCGCAUUAUAAAAUUCUAACUGUGAAAAACAAAAGCAACAAACAAGUAUAUAAUUUCCAGCGACAAUCACGUUGUAAUAUGGUAAUAAAAGUCUCUAGUAUUGGAUUGUAAAGUAGAUAGAAUAUUUUGUUACUCGAUGUCGACGAAUCAAACAAGAAAACGAGAAAAAAAGCAAACAUAAAAUGUCGUUUCAUUCCGACAACUAUAAAUGUAUGGACAUAAACAUUAAACAUUGUUGUACAGUGUAUAGCUAAAUAUAUUUAGAAAAUAUGGAAAA
Molecule: messenger RNA, 2555 nt
Organism: Phymastichus coffea
Lineage: Eukaryota; Metazoa; Arthropoda; Insecta; Hymenoptera; Eulophidae
Exons: 5
Coding region: 398-808 (136 amino acids)
Source: RefSeq, a predicted model, not a curated record